AUGACCUCCAAACAAAUAAAAAAGAAAGAGGUGCAUCGGAUCAACUCUGCGCAUGGUUCGGAUAAAUCCAAAGAUCUGUACCCUUUUGGCAGUAAUGUACCAUCUGGUUCUGCUGAACAAAAGAAGGGGAAAUUCCCAAUCUGGCCAGAGUGGAGUGAAGCUGACAUCAAUGCAGAGAAGUGGGACUCAGGCAAAGGCGGGAAAGAAAAAGACAAAGCAGGCAAAAGUCCUGUGUUACAUUUUUUUGAAGACCCAGAAGGAAAGAUUGAACUACCACAAUCAUUGAAAAUUUAUUCUUGGAAACGUCCACAGGAUUUUAUGCUCAGUCGGACCCCGGUCGUUGUGAAAAAUGAGAUCAUGUUUGACCUGUUUUCAGUCAAUGAACAUUUAUUCUGCAGUGAGCUGAUGAGAUGGAUAAUCAGUGAAAUCUAUGCAGUGUGGAAGAUAUUCAAUGGAGGGAUUUUGAGCAAUUAUUUUAAAGGAAAUACAGGAGAACCUCCUGUUCUCUUCUGGAAGCCCUGGGAACAUAUAUACUCCCUAUGUAAGGCUGUGAAGGACCAUAUGCCGUUGUUCAACAGCUAUGGAAAAUACGUUGUGAAACUUUACUGGAUGGGUUGUUGGAGAAAGAUAACUAUUGAUGACUUUUUUCCUUUUGAUGAAGAUAACAAUCUGCUGCUUCCGGCUACAACCUAUGAAUUUGAACUUUGGCCAAUGCUGUUGUCUAAAGCUAUCAUUAAGCUGGCAAAUGUUGACAUCCACAUAGCACAGAGAAGAGAACUGGGAGAGUUCACAGUUAUUCAUGCCCUCACAGGAUGGUUACCGGAAGUCAUUUCUCUUCACCCAGGAUAUGCAGACAAAGUUUGGGAGCUCUUAAAAGAAAUAUUGCCUGAGUUUAAGCUGACAGAGGAGCCCAGCUCUGAAAGCAAAACAACAGUGAUAGAUACCAAAUUAAAAGAACAAGGGAAAGAGAUAAAGAAUGGCAAAGAAGUGAAAGAUGGCAAAGAAGUGAAGGAUGUGAAGGACUUCAAACCUCAAUCUUCCUUCACAGCACUGAAAGUGCCUGAGAAAAGUGACAAAGUUCCUAAAGAGAAAGUGGAUGCAAAAGACCUUGGGAAGAAGAGGAGUAAAGAUGGAGAAAAGGAAAAAGAGAAGGAAAAACUCAAAUUCUCACUUCAUGGUUCAAGACCUUCAUCAGAUGUGCAAUACUCUAUGCAGUCUCUAUCAGAUUGUUCUGCAGCAACACAGUCCCCUCACAUGGUCGUGUAUGCUACCUUUACACCUCUCUAUUUGUUUGAAAACAAGAUUUUUUCAUUAGAGAAGAUGGCAGAUUCUGCAGAGAAACUUAGAGAAUAUGGGCUAUCCCACAUCUGUAGCCAUCCCGUGCUGGUGACUAGAAGUAGGUCUUGUCCCCUUGUGGCACCACCAAAACCACCUCCUGUGCCUCCCUGGAAACGUAUUCGUGAGCAGAAAGAAACUGUUAUAACAGAUGAAGCUCGAGAUCCAGUGAUAAAGAAACCUGAACAGUUUCUUGAGAUUUCAAGUCCAUUUUUGAAUUAUAGAAUGACUCCAUUUACGAUUCCAAUAGAAACGCAUUAUGUACAGUCCAUUAUUAAGAAAGGGAUGCCUCCAGGGUCCAGUUUACCUUCCCUUGCUGAAAAUGAUGAAACUGCAAGUCUUAGCCAACCAGAAUUGAAUCAAGUGACAGGAGCUGUAUCUCAGGUAUUAGCCGAACCCUUGGUUAUAGAAGAUGGUUUUU
Molecule: messenger RNA, 1756 nt
Organism: Castor canadensis (American beaver)
Lineage: Eukaryota; Metazoa; Chordata; Mammalia; Rodentia; Castoridae
Source: RefSeq, a predicted model, not a curated record